Molecule: messenger RNA, 717 nt
Organism: Letharia lupina
Lineage: Eukaryota; Fungi; Ascomycota; Lecanoromycetes; Lecanorales; Parmeliaceae
Exons: 1
Coding region: 1-717 (238 amino acids)
Biological process (GO): regulation of transcription by RNA polymerase II
Cellular component (GO): core mediator complex; mediator complex
Molecular function (GO): transcription coregulator activity
Source: RefSeq, a predicted model, not a curated record
AUGGCAGACCAAACUCAGCCGGGUACAAUCAGCGCCGCCUUCCCAGCUCCACCGCCCUUCUACAAGUCUUUCACGCCGCAGAACCUCGAGCGCUUACAAGAGCAUCUCGAAUCCUCAGGCCAACCUACCUCGCCAGCUACACAACCAACCACAGCGCCUAUUCCAGACGUCCUCUCUCUACCACCCGAACUACGCAACCUCAUACCUCCUCCUCCACCAGCAGAGGGCAAAUACCGCUCUUUCGGCACCCUUCACGAAGUCUCUCCGACACCGGCCUCCGAAGACCAGCAAACACCGACCCCCACCCGCCUUCUCUCCCUCACGCAUAAAAUCCUAUUGACCUUUCUCUCCCUCACCAACGCCCUGGCGACCAACCCUGCCGGUUACGGCCCCAUAUGGGACGAGCUGCACGAAUUGUUCCAGGAGGUCCACAAGGUCAUUAAUGGGUAUCGACCGCAUCAGGCGAGGGAAACGCUGAUUCUGAUGCUGGAAGAGCAGCUGGAGAGGGUGAGGGGUGAGACGAAGGGGUUGGGAGAGACUGUGGGGAGGGCGAAGGAGGUUGUCGAAAUGCUGGGGAGGGAAGACCGAGGGGGAGGUGUGGGCCAUGGUGUGGAAACGGACCAGCUUCGAGAACCUGUGAGCCAGGGAAAUAGGGAGGAGGAAGACGUGGAAAAGCGGAUUUGGACAGUGUUGGAGAGGGAGGUUGGGAGAUGUUAG